AUGGAGGUUCAUAGUGAAAUUUUGAGUAAACAUAAAAUAAUCAAAAAUGAAGGGAUGAAGUUAAAGCAAAGUUUAGAAGAACUUGAUCUAAAUACCUCCGAUAAUACUUUAGGUGAAGGUGCUAUCAAUCAUGAAGAUGCAAAUAUUUCUAAAAUAAAUAUUGCCAACUCUUUAAAUCUUUCCUCAUUAAAUAACAGAACAGAGCCUGUUUGUAGGACACAAAGCUUACUUGAUAACAGAUUAGAAAAUCAUCAAUCACUAGUAGCUGAGUCUAAUUUGAAUAAAAUUGAUAUUAAAAUUUAUUCUAAAAAAAAAAUAACUUCAUCAUUAUUAAACAUCUUAAGAAAUCACGCAAUUGAAACUUGUUCUUCUGAGAGCAACAAGAAUAUAACAUACUUUUAUACCUUAUUUCAAGAUUGUAUUUCAAAUUACAUAAUUGAAGGAUUUGGAGGCCUUGUAGUUGACUCAUUGAUUGAUAUUUUGCUUCCUGCUAGUAAUUUAUUUUCUGAAAUGGAAUUAGAAUGCGACUUUCAAAAUUAUUAUCUCAUACCAUCAAUAUUGUAUUAUUAUUUAGUUGGUAUGAAUCCAGGUAAUAUGCUUUCAUCUGAAAAACCCUUUUUAAGUAUAAAUUCAGGUAACGAAGUAGGCUCAUUUUUGUUACCAAUUUCAAGAGCCGUUUCAGAAGUUGACUAUUCUUGGUUAACAAGGAAAAAUUAUUUUGACUUGAGUGAACAAUUGAACAAUAAAAUCAGAGAUUCUAAACCGGAAAAUACCAAAGAAGUGAUAAAUAUUUUUAAAAAAGAACAGAUUCCAAAUUUGGUGAAUAAGAUAAUCAGCAAUUUAAAAAAUAUUUGCAUUAUUGCUAGACGAAAUGAUAUCAUAUAUCAACCAUCAUUUGAAAUUUUGUACGAAAGAAGUCCAUUUGUUUGUGAGAAUAACCAAAAUCCGUUUUUUAUAGGCAGGCUAUUAGAAAUUUGUCUUUCAAAAUUUCAAAAAGAAUUUACUUCUAUGUUUCUCCAAUUAGAUGGGCCUUUAAUAAUUAUCCCGUUUAUUUAUUACUCCUCAAUGCAGGAUUUUUUUUUAAGGUUUUUUGGGUUUAUUGGGAAUAAUUGCAGACUAGAACCUAAAUAUAGUGAAUUCUCGAAUUCAUUAUUAGAUUUUGAGUAUUUGGAAUCAAAUCAAGAAAGUUUGAUUGGCGAAUUUGAUACAAAUAAACCAACCAUUCUAGAACAAUUUUUGAAUGUUGGAAUUCCCCCUAUUUUAUAUGAAUGGGUAAUGGAAUCAAACUUUAUUCAAAAUUUUCUCUCUCCUCUUUCUGAUAUUAUUAAUUAUAGCAAAGAAGAGUUUGUUGGUGAACCCGAAUCUGAAUUUAAAAAAACUGAUAUUAUUAAUGCAGCUUCAGGAGUUAUUGAGGUUAUUUUUAGAUUGGUUGAAUAUAUGAAGCCAGAGCAUACUGGAUUGCCUUUAAAUAUGACUAGUAUCGGAUUAAAGUGGUUUACGUUUGCUAGUGAAUUAAAUGAUCAAACAAAUUUUUACCAACAAAAUGAAAUAAAUGAGAAUUUGCAUUUUUCAUGCGAGAUACAGCGUGAAAUUUCCAAUAAAGAUAAAUUUGUUUAUCCUGAAGAUUCUGUGGUAGAAAGUAGUCAAUUAAAUAAUUCAGGCAUUAAAACUUCUCAAACUUUUGGAGAAAAAAAUUUAGAGUUUGAAAAUUCAGGAAAAAUAUUUAAUUCAAAUAAGAUAUUCAAUAGUGAAGUGAAUUGUUUUGGAAAAAAUAAAGAUGAUAAUGGCUAUUAUGGAACUCAAAUUGAAAAUUACUUGUCAUUAGUGGCAAGUGGUGAUGGAGCAAUGAUUAGAAAUCUGUCUGUUUAUCAAAUUUUGGAAAAGUCAAUGUGGUUUUUAAACGGCCUUAUUGUUGAUUCACCUAUGUUAAAUUUAAUUUGCGAAUUGUCAAUUCACAAUUUCAAGGACACAAUAAAUGAAAAAAUAUACAUAUUAAAAUUGAGAUCUCUCAAUAUAUUGGAAGAAAUAUUAAAUCUUGCUUUUUCAAAGAACAUUAAUAUCAUCGCAUAUUUUAAAACAAAAAUUUUAAGUAUUAUUAAACCAUAUUUAAGCAAGUUUUGCGAGUUCAUAAUCUCAAAAUUUGAAAUCAGCUCUUAUAAGAAUGGAACGGGUUAUAUGGUAUCAUUGCUAACGAUAAUUAAAGUAAUAUUACUUCAUGAUGAAAACCAUGAAUUAAUUGACAAUUUGAAAACUGAAUUUUGGACAUGGCUUUUAGAUUUGUUAAUAAAAAGGAGAGAAAACAGCCACAUAUCAGUUCACUGUAAAACAAUUUUUGAACUAGGACUUAGAUUUGGGUCAUGCUCAACACUGGAAAAUUUAUUUAAUAAUGUUAAGUUGGUUGAUAAACUAUCAAAGUUUAUUUACGACGGGACAGAUCUUGAUGGUAAUUGUAUAGAAGAAAAGGAGCUUGUAAAUAAGAAGACAGGUAAAAGAAUAAGAAGAGUUUUUGGCCCAAUCUGCAAUUUAUUUAUGGUUUUGGGGAAACAUUAUGACGAUUUCCUGAAAAUGAUCGUUCCGUCAAAUCCUAAAACUCACGAAAUAAUUAAAAAUAUUAUAUUUUUACAACUGAAUAAAUAUAAUAAAAUAGAUGAUGAUACAAUGGAAUUUAUAAGCUUUGUGAUCAAAAAUGAAUUUGAAAUCAAUUGUUUAUUACAAAAAAACGAAAAAUUCAAAUUUGAAAGUUCAAUUAAUAUGGAACCACAGAAAAUAAUAUUUUUAUUGGCAAACCUGUCAUGUAGUACCAAAUUUCACGAAUUUAUAAAAAAUUACCAAAAUUCAUGUAAGAGCAGCAAUUUUCAAGAUUCUUUUUCAAGAACUAAAGAUUUAGAUACUGAAUUUACUAAGAAUAUAGAAAAUUCUCCACAAUCCCCUAAUUCCACUAAACACAAAAGAUGCACGAACUUAGAAGAUUCUUCAAGUGUUAGCGAGAUCAACGUUACAAACGCACAUUUUUUAUCAACAAAUUUUAAAAAUUACUUUUCUGGAGGUAUCAUUGAUUUAUUUAAAUGCAACGAAAAUUGCGAAUGCCCAGGAUGGUCAUUUUCUAACGUUCUCAACAAGUUGACUACCGAGAAAAAUUGUUUCAAUGGGAUUUCUGUUUUCCCUGUUCUUCCACUUGAAGAAAGUAGGAAAAUUAGAGAAACUCGUAAGAGACAAAUGAAAUUGUAUUCUUCAAUCCAAAAAAGCGACUGA
Cryptosporidium ubiquitum is the source of this 3252-nucleotide messenger RNA. RefSeq lists its product as uncharacterized. The coding region runs from base 1 to 3252 and encodes 1083 amino acids. Lineage: Eukaryota; Apicomplexa; Conoidasida; Eucoccidiorida; Cryptosporidiidae. The transcript has a single exon. The record is from RefSeq and is a predicted model, not a curated record.